AUGUCAAUGAGCAGGGCGUGGUUUGAACCUCCACUCUUCAAGGACUGGAUUGCCACCAAGGGGGUGGUAGACCGCGGCUUGAAUAGUUUGCACAGGGCCAGCAUCUUCCUCGGCAGUCAAACCAAUAUUCCAUCUGAAGAUGCUCAGACAGCGCCUCUAUUCGGAACUGACAAAAGCAGUCACGCAUUGUUUCCAGACAAACCUGGUCUGACAUUGUUUUCGUACGAACCUAUGUUUCCUGCAGCCACAACAGCAAGCUCUGGAACCCCAUGGAGACCUGCACUUCUCUUUAAUAAUGAUAGCCCUUUCACAUUUGGAGUAAGCGAGGUGGUCUCAGUUCCUGGAAUUGGAAAUGCCAAUGCUGUUACUUCAAAUGAACCUGAUGGAGAGAGCCAAAGCAUCAGGGUAACAAAGACGAUGGUGACGGACCCUUCUCUCGACGACGACAGGUGGGGAUUGUUUGUAAUGUACAAGCGCAAGUUUUGGUUCGAAGAGAACGAUUAUGACGUCCCUGAAUCCUAUUUCUACCAGACCGGCGAGAAGAUUCAGCCCAAUACCAUCGAGCUGGUCAAGAGAUUCCUCAAACAAGUCCGUGAAUCCAGGGGUUAUGACGUGGAUUGCUGCCCACCUCGAAUGUUUGAAUCUCCAUUCACACCACUUCCACUGGAAGAGAUGCGCCAGGGUACAAGAGAUAGUGAUAAAUUCGGGUAUGCUACAGUGGUCGAAGCAGCUGAGUGUGCGAUUCAGAAAAUCAGAGAAGAGACUGGUCACAGUUACAAGCUUGUGAAAGUCGAGAAGGCUGUCCUGACCAGGGCCUUGGUGUUAUUCUUGACUUUGACUGCCGAGGAAGAUGCUGGCCCUGUGCAAACUAUUCAAGCCGCGGUCUACCACCCCCUUGGUGGCAAUCCAGUCCUUGAAGAGUGGAGGUUCAAACCACUCCCUGCUCAUUGA
Molecule: messenger RNA, 951 nt
Organism: Striga hermonthica
Lineage: Eukaryota; Viridiplantae; Streptophyta; Magnoliopsida; Lamiales; Orobanchaceae
Source: the annotation of a GenBank genome assembly